GGGGCGGAGCUAAGGAGAACCGGGCGGAGUUAGGGAGGGGGAAGGCGCGUGACUGACGUGAGGUGCUGAGGUCAGAGUUUGCGCAGAUCCCGGAAGUGCAGCGGGUGGGCGCGGGCAGUUCUCUGUACUGCUGCGGGCGGACAGACAGGCCCACCAAGCGCAGGCAGCAGGAAGGAAACAUGGCGACCUUUAUCUCGGUGCAGUCGAAGAAGGCCUCCGAGGUGGACUUGGCCAAGCCGCUCUGCAAGUUUAUCCAGCAGACCUACCCGGCCGGGGACGCGCAGGCCGAGCACUGCCGCGCGGCCGAGGAGCUCAACAAGCUGCGCAAGAGCGCGGUCGGCCGCCCGCUCGACAAGCACGAGAGCUCGCUCGAGACGCUGAUGCGAUACUACGAUCAGCUAUGUUCCAUAGAGCCAAAAUUUCCAUUUUCUGAAAAUCAGAUCUGUGUGACCUUUACAUGGAAAGAUGCCUUUGAUAAAGGGUCGCUUUUUGGAGGUUCUGUCAAACUUGCUCUGGCAAGUUUGGGAUAUGAGAAGACUUGCGUUUUGUUCAACUGUGGAGCAUUAGCUAGUCAGAUUGCAUCAGAGCAGAAUCUGGAUAAUGAUGAAGGAUUGAAAACUGCUGCUAAACAUUAUCAGUUUGCUAGUGGUGCCUUCCAACAAAUUAAAGACACAGUCUUGUCUGCAUUGAAUAGAGAGCCUACAGUGGACAUCUCUCCAGAUACAGUUGGAACCCUUAGUCUUAUUAUGUUGGCUCAAGCUCAAGAGGUUUUUUUCUUAAAAGCAACAAGAGAUAAAAUGAAAGAUGCUAUCAUAGCUAAACUGGCUAAUCAAGCUGCAGAUUAUUAUGGUGAUGCUUUCAAACAGUGUCAAUAUAAGGACACUUUGCCCAAGGAGGUGUUUCCUGUUCUGGCUGCAAAGCACUGCAUUAUGCAGGCCAAUGCAGAGUAUCACCAGUCUAUCCUGGCAAAGCAGCAGAAGAAAUUUGGUGAAGAAAUUGGGAGACUACAGCAUGCAUCAGACUUGGUAAAAACAGUGGCAUCUCGUUAUGAUGAAUACAUAAACGUAAAAGAUUUGUCUGACAAAAUCAACCGCGCUCUUACAGCUGCGAAGAAGGACAAUGACUUCAUUUAUCAUGACCGGGUUCCUGACUUGAAAGAUCUAGAUCCCAUUGGCAAAGCCAGUCUUGUGAAAUCUACCUCAGUUGUUGUCCCUAUCAGCCAGAAGUUCACUGAUUUGUUUGAGAAGAUGGUUCCUCUGGCAGUGCAGCAGUCUCUGAGCCUCUACAACCAGAGAAAGGCAGACUUGGUAAAUAGAUCCAUAGCCCAGAUGAGAGAAGCCACCAAUCUGGCAAAUGGAGUAUUGGCUUCUCUCAAUCUGCCUGCUGCCAUUGAAGAUGUGUCUGGUGAUAGUGUUCCUCAGUCUAUUCUGCAGAAGUCUAAGUCUGUUGUUGAACAGGGAGGCAUCCAGACCAUUGAUCAGCUGAUCAAAGAUCUACCAGAACUGCUACAGAGAAACAGAGAGAUCUUAGAUGAAUCACUAAGAUUAUUGGGUGAAGAGGAAGCCACAGACAAUGAUCUAAGAACAAAAUUCAAAGAGCGUUGGCAAAGAACACCAUCCAGUGAACUCUACAAACCUUUGAGGGCAGAGGGAGCCAAUUUCAGUAAUAUUUUGGAUAAAGCUAUACAGGCAGAUGGACAUGUUAAAGAACGCUAUCAGACUCAUCGGGAUACAAUUUCACUUCUUUGUAAACCAGAGCCAGAAUUGAAUGCAGCCAUUCCUUCUGCCAAUCCAGCAAAAACGAUGCAGGGAAGUGAGGUUGUUAGUGUCUUAAGAUCUCUACUAGCUAGCCUGGAUGAGGUGAAGAAGGAGAGAGAACAACUUGAGAAUGACCUAAAAUCUGUAAAUUUUGACAUGACAAGCAAAUUUCUGACUGCACUUGCACAGGAUGGUGCUAUAAAUGAGGAAGCCAUCUCUGUCACCGAAUUGGACCGGAUAUAUGGAAGUUUAACACACAAAGUGCAAGAGACCCUGAAAAAGCAGGAUGAACUUCUCAAAGACAUUCAGAAUGCACAUCAGGAAUUUUCAAAGAUGAAACAAUCAAACAGUGAAUCUAAUUUAAGAGAAGAAGUUCUGAAGAAUUUAGCUGUAGCAAAUGACAACUUUGUGGAACUUGUAGCUAAUUUAAAAGAAGGCACAAAGUUUUACAAUGAAUUGACAGAAAUCUUGCUGAAAUUCCAAAACAAAUGCAGUGACAUCGUUUUUGCCCGUAAGACUGAAAGAGAUGAACUUCUAAAAGACUUACAACAAAGCAUUGCUAGAGAACCCAGUGCUCCCUCUGUUCCUUCACAGCCUGCAUACCAAACUGCAGCAGCUGGAGGAAGUAAACCUGCUGCAGCAACUACUCCAACUCCAGCACCCAGAACCAUGGUGUCUAGUAAACCACAACCACCAGCACGCCCUCCACCACCAGUGAUUUCUACAGCAAGUACUCUCUCCCCUCCUGUAUCAACAGCCACUGGAGCUACUGCUUCUCCAGUUGGUUCAUCUGUAGCUAGCACUGGACCAUCACAGGCACAGGGACCCCCUUACCCAACCUAUCCAGGAUACCCAGGGUAUUGCCAGAUGCCAAUGCCAAUGGGCUACAAUCCUUACACCUAUGGCCAGUAUAAUCUGCCAUAUGCACCACAAAUGUAUCAGAACCCUGGACAAGUACCAUACCCAGGACCUCAGCAACCUGGAUACCCUUACCCUCAACAGCCUUAUUACCCACAGCAAUAACAUGUCUGCAAAGAAGUUCUGCCUGUUAAAAAUGAGAGAAACUUGCAAUAAGCAUACUAAAACUUUAGCUCCAAUUAAUGUAUCAUACUCUACUGAAUGCAGUCUAUAGCUCCUGUCUGUUAAAUACUCAAAGCUGUAUUCCAGUUUUUGACUGCACUAAACCUCUUGAGAGAUUUGCUGCUGCUGCAGUCCAAACACUAGGCCCGAUGUGAUCAGAAUUAAAUUACAGCAUAAUUCAACUGUAACUGCACUUAAACUAAACCAAAAUGUUUCUUUACAAAAAUCUUCAUUUCAAUAGUAAUGGGAAUAUUUGAACAGUGCGUGCAUUGGGUGUGAUAUAUUUUAAAGAACUACAUGCGGUUUCCUUCUAUAUUCUGUUGGUUUGUAUCUCUUUUUGGUUUUGAGUUUAGUUACCAAGUUGCUAUUUUGUCUAAUCAAGGCCUUGUAAAUCAUAUAAGUAAAUAAAAAAUAAAUGAUGUAAGAAUAGUUUAA
Molecule: messenger RNA, 3272 nt
Organism: Chelonia mydas (Green sea turtle)
Lineage: Eukaryota; Metazoa; Chordata; Testudines; Cheloniidae
Gene: PDCD6IP
Product: programmed cell death 6 interacting protein
Exons: 18
Coding region: 180-2780 (866 amino acids)
Biological process (GO): mitotic cytokinesis
Cellular component (GO): endosome
Molecular function (GO): protein binding
Source: RefSeq, a predicted model, not a curated record